AAUUUUUUUGACGAAGAAGAGAUAGAGAACCUGAGCAGAACGCUGGAGAACGAAGAUGGCGGCAUGAGGAAAAUGUCGUAUCAGGAGAGCGACGGCGCAGGCGCGACCCUGACCAUGAUCCAGUGGAAACAUCCAGGCACCGACGUGUCGGGCAUCAUCGCUCGGAGCAGGAAAAUGGUCGGGAUUUCAGAAAAGCUACUUGGCGGAGAAGUGUAUCAGUACGCCGGUACGGUUAACAUGAAGGAUGCUCGCUCUGGGGGUCAGCACUGGUGGCAUCAAGACUACGGGUACUGGUACAACAAUGGCCUUUUGUUUCCCGACAUGUUAAACGUGUUCAUCGCGGUGGACAGGGCCGACAGGGCCAACGGAUGUCUGCAGGUGUUACGUGGUUCACACCUUGCCGGACGGCUGGACCACAAGCGGCUCGCUGGACAGACUGGGGCGGAUGAAGAGAGAGUCAAACAACUCCAGAAGGUGCUGGAGCAUGUGUACGUAGAAAUGGACCCGGGCGACGCCCUGAUCUUCCACUGCAACCUCCUGCACCGCAGCGACCAGAACAGGUCCGACAGCCGGCGGAGGGUCUACAUCGUCUCGUACAACAGGGCGUCCAACAACCCCGUCUACGAGCACUACAACGCCUCCUACACGCCUCUGGACAUCGUUGAUGACGAGGAAAUCAAGACCUGCUCCAACCACACCGACUUCUCGGGGAAGGAGUUCAUGGAUCCCGACGACAACAAGAACAUCUCCGGUACAAAAGUCGGGGAGAAUUAGCUUUGCCAAUUUUGCUUGACUAAACGGUUUAACACCAGAUUUGACAGAAAUGUCCUUUUGAGCUUCAUUAAACUUCCUAUUGGGAUUGUAGAAAUAUAGGUAGUGUCAAAAAUAUGUACAUGUACAAUAAAAAGUUACAUGCAACAAAAAUGUGUACAUAAACAUUGAUAUCAAAUUAAAGUCGUGUGUUAACUCUUCGUCACUUCAAACAUUUUUCUCGUACUAGAAGUUGCCUAGAAAUGGAAAAAACUCACAUGCACAAGAAAUUUCUUUAAUCGUUUAUUCAACACUUAGACAAAUGAAUAGGUAAUUUCAACAUACUGACAAAGUAAAGACAACCUAGUACAAAACAACGGCGUACUAGAGUUGGGAGUAACCUAGCUUUUGAAGAAACGUCACGUUUGUAAGAUACUCAUGAAUUAUCUGCUACUGAGACUAAUCUAAUUUGGAACUAGGUUAAUAGGCCAAACACAUGUAACACACAUUUAAUAUAUAACGAGUGCUGAGAAGCACAUACAGUAGUUUAGCAGGUUAGUCUCCCUGUAUUCUCUCCUAACGUGUAAUGCUGCCAUGUCGACAACAAUCUACAAUCAACUACAGUAAACUACAUGUGGUACAAUAUACAUACAAUCUACAUCUCAGUAUACCCGUGUUUCGCAUAUUGAUUGUACGUAUUCCUUUCUCAUCUAAUGUAAAAUUGCCCUUUUUAAUAAUCCUUAUAUCAACAGUUACUGCUAACACGUUUGCUACAGCAGAUUAUGAAAGCUAAUGUGUAUUUACAACAAUAAGAACAGAGUUACAAAUAGAACUUCCUCAUCAGAAA
Messenger RNA from Branchiostoma floridae (Florida lancelet), 1597 nucleotides. Its product is annotated as L-proline trans-4-hydroxylase-like. Lineage: Eukaryota; Metazoa; Chordata; Leptocardii; Amphioxiformes; Branchiostomatidae. The coding region runs from base 64 to 774 and encodes 236 amino acids. The transcript is spliced from 6 exons. The record is from RefSeq and is a predicted model, not a curated record.